UCUUCUGACAGUCUUUGGAAAACAGCGAGGAACUUUCCAGCUGAGUAAAGAACAAGAAUGUUUUCAGUGGAGAAGUUUAGAGAUGUGAACGAGCGGCCAACUGCUGCAGCUGAGGAAAUAUGUGACGAUGCUACAAGAGCUGCCGUCGAGGACGAGGCAGAGAUCGACCGUCAGCGCAGAAUGAUGGAUAUCGAUUGGAAACCUCACAUCCUCUUACAAAUAAUAGACGUCCCACAGCAACAUGUGUGUAAGGAGGAGGAGGAUGAGCAGCAGCUCUGUCACCAGGAGAGGAAGUCCAGUCUGGACCAGGAGGAGCCAGAGCCUCCACAGAUGAAAGAGGAGCAGGAGGAAGAGUGGAUCAAACAGGAGGAGACUGACAUGUUGAUAAUGAAUCCCACUAAGGAGGAAGGUGAGCACAGAGAAGCAGAUGGACAACAUGAACACCAGCUCCUUUCUCACAACUCUCAUGUUGCUGAGAAUCAAGAUCCCAAAGAGAACAAGCAGAAAGACUCAGAGAUAACUGUAAAAUCAAAACCAAGACAAAACAGAGAAAGAAAACACACAGGUGAGAGGCUGUAUUCAUGUGAAGUAUGUGGAAAAGGAUUUAAAUCUAAUCAGAAUUUGAAACAACACAUGAUGACACACACAGGUGAGAAGCCUUACUCCUGCAGCACCUGUGGGAAAAGAUUCAGUCGGAAAUCAUUUGUGACUCGGCACAUUCUAACUCACACAGGUACAAAGCCGCACACCUGUGGUACCUGUGGAAGAUCAUUCACACAUAAGUCUUAUCUGAACCAGCACUUAAAAAUCCACUCAGGUGAAAAACCACACACCUGUACAAUGUGCAACAAAUCUUUCAGACGAAAAGGUUCAUUAACAGCCCACAUGAGAACACACACAGGUGAGAAGCCUUACUCCCACAGCACCUGUGGGAAAAUAUUCUGUACAAAAUCAGAUUUGAAUCUGCACAUUCGUACUCACACAGGUACAAAGCCACACAUCUGUGGUACCUGUGGAAGAUCAUUCACUCUUAAAUAUACUUUGGACCAGCACUUACAAAUCCACUCAGAUGAAAAACCACAUGCCUGUACAAUGUGCAACAAAUCUUUCAGACGAAAAGGUUCAUUGACAGGCCACAUGAUGAGACACACAGGUGAGAAGCCUUACUCCUGCAGCACCUGUGGGAAAAGAUUCUUUACAAAAUCACAAAUGAAUUAUCACAUUUUUACUCACACAGGUACUAACCCGUACACCUGUGAUACCUGUGAGAAAUCUUUCAGACGUACAAGUGAUUUGACAGUCCACAUGAGAACACACACAGGUGAGAAGCCUUACUCCUGCACCACCUGUGGAAAAAGAUUCAGUGAGAAAUCAAACUUUAAUUCACACAUUCGUACUCACACAGGUAUAAAGCCAUACACCUGUGGUACCUGUGAGAAAUCAUUCACAAAUAAAUCUAAUUUGGACCAGCACUUAAAAAUCCAUACAGGUGAAAAACCACAUACCUGCACAAUGUGCAACAAAUCUUUUCGACUUAAAGGUCCAUUGACAGUCCACAUGAGAACACACACAGGUGAGAAGCCUUACUCUUGCAGCACCUGUGGAAAAAGAUUUUGUGGGAAAUCAGAUUUGAAGAGGCACAUUCAUACUCACACAGGUACAAAGCCAUAUACCUGUGGUACCUGUGAGAGAUCAUUCACAGAUAAAAAGUCUUUGGACAAGCACGUAAAGAUCCAUUCAGACAAUGAUGGUUAAACUGCAUAAACAUGUGACAGGUCUCUCAGAAUUGGUGCUGACUUGAUGGUUCAUGAGAGAAGAACUGACACUGCUGAGAAGCUGUACCUUUGAUAUCUGAGAUCUGCUAGAAAAGAGACUUUAGCUGCGUUUCCAUCAGGUGGUCUGGUUUGAUUGUUUACGGUUUGGUAUGGUUCAGUACUUAAAACACUGAAGUAGUUUGCAUUUCCAAAGACACCUGUAUCUUUCUUCAUUUCAAUAAUAUGACGGCAUAUAUGAUUGACCUGACGGUUUCACAGAAAACCUUCAGGCUUCAUGAUUCAAGUCCUGCUUUGGUGCUUUCCCUCUCUCUCUCUCUCUCUCUCUCUCUCUCUCUCUCUCUCUCUCUCUCUCCCUCUCCGCGUGCGCACGUUAUCUAAAAUUCACCACACUGACGUCUUGAUUACAGCAUAUUUUUCAAAUGUUUCAGCAUCACGAACAAUUUGAUAAGACUUAAAUUGAUAAUGAAUUGCAUUAAUAACAUAGAAACAUGCUAUUGCCACAGACAGUGACUGAGAGAGAGACUAAAUAGGUUAAAGUUCAUCAUCAUACAGUCAGGA
Messenger RNA from Cheilinus undulatus (humphead wrasse), 2333 nucleotides. Its product is annotated as gastrula zinc finger protein XlCGF57.1-like. Gene Ontology annotation, biological process: regulation of transcription by RNA polymerase II. The transcript has 2 exons. The coding region runs from base 58 to 1755 and encodes 565 amino acids. NCBI's taxonomy places the organism in Eukaryota, Metazoa, Chordata, Actinopteri, Labriformes, Labridae. Gene Ontology annotation, molecular function: DNA-binding transcription factor activity, RNA polymerase II-specific; RNA polymerase II cis-regulatory region sequence-specific DNA binding. The record is from RefSeq and is a predicted model, not a curated record.